UAAAAAAUUCCGUCUUUGAGACAGAAACAGAGAACCAAACGGCAGCUGUUUCCUGAUCAUUCCACUCUCAUCCCUCUCUAGACAAAUCUCAUUUUCACUAACUUCUUGUUUCGCAUAAAUGAUCAAGAAAGUUGGAAAUUCAAGUUGUUUUAGAUAGUUCAUAUGUUGGCUGUUUGCAACAAAACAAAAACAGUUUAUGAUCCAAACCAGAAUUCGGAAAUUGAGGAUUUCAGCAGUUUAAUCCUCUGUUUAUUUCGUUGAUUGAAUAAUAUAUGGAACCGGAGAAACACGAGCCGCCGAGGCUUUAUCAAGUUUGGAGAGGAAGCAAUAGGUUCUUCUUUGGAGGGAGAUUGGUUUUUGGUCCAGAUGUAUCUUCUUUGUUUUUGUCGGCUUUCUUGAUCGCUGCCCCUGCGCUUGCAUUUUGUAUAAAGGUCGUAUUUAUCAUCAGAAAUCGCGUUAAAGAAGACAAAUCUGUCAUUUCAUGGUAUCCUGUGCUUAUAGUAGCUCUUGCACUCACCAUUUUGGAUGUAGCCUUCCUUGUCCUAACAUCUUGCAGAGACCCUGGGAUUGUGCCAAGGAACACGAAGCCUCCCGAAUGUGAUGAUUCAUUCGAGAUGAACACCCCUUCAAUGGAGUGGGUGAAUGGCCGAACACCUCAUCUCAAACUUCCCCGGACAAAGGAUGUCGUUGUCAAUGGACACGCAGUGAAGGUGAAGUUCUGUGACACAUGCUUGCUUUACCGCCCCCCUCGCGCAUCACAUUGCUCCAUCUGCAAUAACUGUGUCCAGAGAUUCGACCACCACUGCCCGUGGGUUGGGCAAUGCAUCGGUUUACGCAACUAUAGGUACUUCUACAUGUUCGUAUCAACAUCAACCGCCCUAUGCUUGUUUGUGUUUGUGGUGUCAUUGAUCAACAUUAUCCGAGCAGAUGACCAUCUAUUGAAAGCCAUGUCGCGUGAUGUUCUAUCAGUGUUUCUGAUACUCUACUGCUUCGUCGCUGUCUGGUUCGUUGGUGGCCUUACAGCUUUCCACUUCUACCUCAUCAGCACAAACCAGACGACGUAUGAGAACUUCAGGUAUCGCUACGACAAGAAGGAGAAUCCAUACAACAGAGGGAUGAUCAAGAAUUUCCAAGAAGUCUUCUUCUCCAGAAUCCCAUCCUCAAUGCUUGAUUUUCGAGCAUUUGUUGAAGACGAUGAGCUGAUGAUGACUGUAGCACCCACAGACGACGAUCCUGCUGAAGACAUCACGAGCUCAAAGGAGAAAAUCGACAUUGAAAUGGGAAACAAUUUCGGAGAGGAAAAGAGCAUUACACUUCCUGAGAUUCUGCUAAGCAUAGACUAUGGCGGCAUUCAUGAUAACCUUAAGCACAAGGUGAUUGAGAGAGAAGCAGCUUCCGAUUCAGACAACUUCGUCGUUCCUGUUGAACAACAAGUUGAAGAAACCACAGCUGCCCCUGCGAUUGAUGCUGAGGAGAAACACGAUGACAAGAAAUCUCAACAGAACACAGCAUCGGACUGAUCAUAAAAACGCGAUUCUAAGUGUUAUGCUCUGUACAUACCAGUUCCGAGUCUACGCUUAGCUACAGAUAUGUACCAUUUCUUUGUGCUAAUCUUAUCUUGUACUAUUACUAAAUUGGAGGCUUAUUCAGAGGCGUUCUUUAUUUCAAAUUGGCAGUUUUUAGUUUGAAAA
Messenger RNA from Salvia hispanica, 1691 nucleotides. RefSeq names its product putative protein S-acyltransferase 4. The record is from RefSeq and is a predicted model, not a curated record. Gene Ontology annotation, molecular function: protein-cysteine S-palmitoyltransferase activity. Gene Ontology annotation, biological process: peptidyl-L-cysteine S-palmitoylation; protein targeting to membrane. NCBI's taxonomy places the organism in Eukaryota, Viridiplantae, Streptophyta, Magnoliopsida, Lamiales, Lamiaceae. Gene Ontology annotation, cellular component: endoplasmic reticulum; Golgi apparatus.